AUUUCGAACAACAGACGCGCUCGAAGCGCAGUUGCCUAAAUGACUGACGUUUAGUGGGAUCUUAUGCUGUUGUUGUUCCGUGAUUUUGUGCUCAUGGUGGAAAACUGCUGCUUCCUCGAUUGCAUCAUACGUCUGGCAGAAAGGCACUGGGCCAGUCGUAGCGGCAGCGCACCACCAGCCUUGAGGAGGAACCGCAGCGGCAGCCCUUUCUCGCCAACUUCCUGAAGACGAUGCGCUUGAGACGCCUUUGGGUGCGACACAGAAGUAAAUUCUUCAUUGGCGUCUUCGUCGCUCUGUUCCUCAUAAUAAUCGCCCCGCCGAAGCGGAUUUCUAACAUUCUAAAGAAAGAAGAGAAGGGCAUUGUCUACGUCGAUGGGGAGAGGAAGAAAGAUUACCACGAUUAUGACUACUUGAAACUCGAAGCCCUCCAGAAGGGACCCGGAGAAGGGGGUCUGCCUGCCACCCUCCCCCCGGAGCUAGAGAAGGAGAAAGACGAAGUCUACAAAGUCAACGGAUUCAAUGGACGUCUGUCGGACGACAUCGCACUGAAUCGUUCCUUGAAGGACAUCCGGCAUCCCAAACUAACUGACAGGAGUCCUGUGAUGGCUGGAGGCCUCUUUGCUAUUAGCUCAAAAUUCUUCUGGGAACUUGGAGGCUAUGAUCCAGGCCUUGACAUCUGGGGAGGGGAGCAGUACGAGCUUUCUUUUAAAGUGUGGCAGUGCCAUGGGGUCAUGUACGAUGCCCCUUGCUCAAGGAUUGGUCACAUAUACCGUAAAUUUGCUCCAUUUCCCAACCCUAGAACUGACAAUUUCUUAGCCCGAAAUUAUCGCCGUGUUGCAGAAGUGUGGAUGGAUGAAUAUAAAAAGUACUUGUAUAUGAGGCAACCUGGUUGGUUAGAGACUGACACAGGGGACAUUAGUGAGCAGUUAGCUGUGAGAGAGAGAAACAAAUGUAAACCCUUCAAAUGGUUUAUGGAAAAUGUAGCUUUUGACUUAGCAAAAAGUUACCCCCUUAUAGAGCCUCCAGAUUAUUGCAACGGCACGAUCCAAAGUUUAGCUGACCCCAAACUGUGUGUUGACUCAAAGUUCAAAGGUCAGUUUGAUCGACUAGACUCUCUUGGAGAAUGCAGCCAGAGCUCACAGUUUCAGUUUCAGCUUUCAGCUUACAAGGAUAUCCGUCCACUGAAAAGUCACAACUGCUGGGAUGUGCCUGAUCUGAAAGAUAAACAUGCUCCUGUCCUUUUGUUCGGGUGUCACAAAGGCCUUGGGAACCAGAUGUGGAAAUAUGAUAUGAUGAAUCAAAUGAUCCUGUUUGGACAUCCGCCAUCACAUUGCCUUGAUUCCAGUAUAACAACGAGGGAAGUUUUUGUAACAAUGUGUGACAUGAACUCCCCAACUCAGAAAUGGAAGUGGAGUUAUGUCAAUGCAGAUAGACUUCGAAAUUAUGAUUCUCUGGAUCCAAAGCCGUAGUUCAUCUAAUAUAUAACAAUCCUUAUCAAUUACACCUCAGAAAAAUUUUGUACAUACAUAUGCACAGGUGAUAGUUCAUUUUCAGAAGUGCUUCUGAAAGAACUGUACAUAAAGCUCACUUUUUCCUAACUGUUAUUGUUUUAAUUUGUUUAUAUUUUAAUAUUAAAUUAUUUUUUUUAUAUCUCAAGACUUUGUGCUAUAUUUUUGAUAAGCAACAAUUUUACUGUGAAUAUUCCUGAAUUAUGGUCUUUCAAAAGAUCAUUGCUGUGAAAAGGAGCAAAGCUGCUGGUGCCAGGUUUGUUUAUCAGUACGUUAAUCAUUACAAUAUAAUUGCUCAUUCAUUGCCAAGAGUAGAGUAGGUAAAAGCUCAUUAUGUAGACUCUUAAUGUUUGUAUACAUCAUUGCUUUAUAAAACAGGCCACAAACUGACUUUCUUCAAUGCUAUGACACUGUAGCUUGAACAGAAACAUGUUUAGACAUUUUUUCAUAGUUGCAGUUGUAGCUUGAAUCUUCCAGUGGAGGCCCAUUUAAAAUUCAGGUUCAGUACUUUCAUAUCAGCCCUCUCCUCAUCGUUCAUAGUCCGUACAUGCAUUUCCUGAUUUCCAAAUUUUAUUGAUGAUGGAACUCUACAUAAGAAGGGUGUUUGAUACUUUCAAUUCACUUUAUCUACAUAGAACCUGUUUUUGAACCCUUAUACAUUCCUAAUGCAUUUUACCAGGGUAGCAUACUAUAGCCAUAUUUUUCUAGAGGAGAUAGACUACAGUAUUUUCUUUUUGAUCCAUAUCAUCUAGCUCAUAAUGAACUUAGUCAAAAUAAUACUGUAGCUGUUAUUCAUGCUGUCAUAAAUCUCAAAAUAUUUUGACCGUGAUUUUGCUUUGCUGUGAUUUAUUUUUGUUAAUUUUGAUAUGAUUUCAGGGUAUUGUUGUGAGUGACUUGAAUAAAAUAUAUUAUGGAUAGAUA
This is a messenger RNA of Macrobrachium nipponense, 2429 nucleotides long. Its product is annotated as N-acetylgalactosaminyltransferase 6-like. Gene Ontology annotation, cellular component: Golgi apparatus. Gene Ontology annotation, molecular function: polypeptide N-acetylgalactosaminyltransferase activity. Lineage: Eukaryota; Metazoa; Arthropoda; Malacostraca; Decapoda; Palaemonidae. Gene Ontology annotation, biological process: protein O-linked glycosylation. The record is from RefSeq and is a predicted model, not a curated record. Bases 231 to 1469 code for a protein of 412 amino acids. The transcript is spliced from 10 exons.